UUGAUUGUAAAUUGAUUAAUGACAUUCCAGGAGCAACAGAGGAAGACCGAUGUUCUUUUUCUCUCAAUUCUCGUCUCUAUUCGUCAGGUGAAGCUUUGAGCUCACGGACACGUGGCUCAUGCUCGUACGAUAUCGUCGUUAGGUCAUUUUGAGGAAUAGUGAAAAAGAAAUUUCUCAAAUCUUGUGAGUGAAACCCGUGUUUCACUAUUCCACAACGCACAGCAGUGAAGUUGAAAUCCCUCAAAUUUUACAACACUGAAGAGGUCACGAAACCAUUAUCGAUAUCAAAGAGAAUCGAGUUCUCUGCGUCAUCCAAUUGCUACAGUGUUCACGUAUUACGUGUACGAAACUGAACAUAACAAAUUUGUCGUGAUGUGGGUAAUGAUUAAAUUUAGAUAACGCACAGUAACGGUCAACAUGUGAUAAUAAAUCGUAAAGGCGACGAAUCUGGGAAAAGAAUCGGUCCUUAGGUGUACAGAAUAACCGCAACGAUUACACCAAUGGCCUAUCAAACUUUCCGACAGGAGUACAUGCAAAUACCUGUGGUGACACGAGCUUAUACAACGGCUUGUGUCAUCACGACUCUUGCUGUGCAACUAGACUUGGUGUCUCCAUUCCGGUUGUAUUUUAAUCCUACGUUAAUUAUUGAACAAUAUCAGUUUUGGAGAUUAAUUACCACGUUCUUAUUCUUCGGGAAUUUGGGUUUCAAUUUCCUUUUCAAUAUGAUCUUUACUUAUCGAUAUUGUCGGAUGCUGGAAGAAGGAUCAUUUCGUAGGAGGACAGCUGAUUUCGUGAUGAUGUUCAUUUUCGGGGGCAUAUGUAUGAUUACAUUUGCAUUUUUUGUUAAUCUACUAUUUCUGGGUCAUGCAUUUACGAUUAUGUUAGUCUACGUUUGGUCCAGGAGGAAUCCGUUUGUUAGACUAAACUUCUUCGGACUGUUAAACUUUCAAGCACCGUAUUUGCCUUGGGUGCUACUAGGGUUCUCUGUACUUCUCGGUAAUCCAAUUUGGGUAGAUCUAGUUGGGAUGGCUGUGGGACAUAUGUAUUACUUCGCAGAGGACGUAUUUCCGCGUCUAAGGGGAGGGUUCCGUGUUCUCAAAACUCCACAAAUACUAAAGACUUUGUUCGACGCACAUCCAGAAGACGUGGACACCAUUCCACCGCCCGAAGAUCGUCCAGGCGGGUUCAAUUGGGGUCAAGAAGCCAACGUGCAAUGAUUCUAAGUUCAAGCUCCUGCUUCCAACCGAUUGGCAUAUCAAGUAAACAUUUCCAUUGCUACGUACGCAACAUUGUUCCUUGAUUUCCCCAGUUAUUAACAAGAAUAUUGAGUUUACAGCCUUGAUACUAUGAAACAUGUAACGAGAAACUUAUAAUGAAGAAGACAUUCUUCCAAUUCUUUGACAGGGGUUACAAUUUUUCAGAAAACGUAGUAGUUAUCAAAUGCUUCUCGGAGUUUUAACUUUUAAUUCUUUCAUCGCCCGAAAAUAGGAGAUGCGAAAUUGAAACCCCUGAUUACAAAAGAGUUUAUUGUAAAAAUUUUACAUUAUUGGAUAAUGUAAAUAUCUUUAUUUAUUAUCCUAUUAUAAAUAUUCCCUGGUCGUUUUUAAUUAUACGAUAAUACAUUUUAUACAACGUUCGAGAAUGCAUAAUACUGUAAAUAAUAGAAUACAUCACAGUAAUUUUUUUAUGGGCAUUUGAUAAAAACGUGUAAUGUUACGAUGUACAUGUAUCCGGGCUAGAACGUCGAGAAGAGUAGACACAAAUUAACAUUCCCUUUACAAGAAUGAAAACUAUUGAGAAUGAUUUACACGCUAGUCCAGUUUAUAGCCAGUUGUUCCCCCUUUUCAUUUUCCAUGUCGAUAGCGAUAAUUUAUGGCCGUUCGCUUCGAACUGGAAGUUACGCUGUGAUGUAUUCGUAUUACGUAGAUGCGAUUGCAUUCUGACACACGCUGGUGAAUACAUUUGUCAAUGUUGCCACGAUAAAUUGUACGGUCGGCAAAAUAGCCAAAGCAUUGCGAAGAAUUUCUACUUGAACGAUCGCGUACGAGUUACUAGGUGGUAGUUAAAAGUGCGAGAAGCUUCCGAAUGUAACGCAGUUGCUUCGCAGUUUGAACCACUCGGAAGAACGCAGUUGACAUAUCGAAGGCUUUGGCAAUUUUAACUACGAGAAUCCGGGGCCGUGAGAGCCUCGGGGACUCGUCACGUAGUACUCUUUUUGUAAAUAUUAGGAAAAAUGUUAUUUAUAUGACCAUUAAAAAAUGAAAUAAAAGGGUUCAAUUUAGUUUGACAUCAUGUCGGUAUAAA
This is a messenger RNA of Ceratina calcarata, 2304 nucleotides long. It is a transcript of the gene Der-2, whose product is annotated as Derlin 2. The transcript has 6 exons. The record is from RefSeq and is a predicted model, not a curated record. Bases 501 to 1217 code for a protein of 238 amino acids. NCBI's taxonomy places the organism in Eukaryota, Metazoa, Arthropoda, Insecta, Hymenoptera, Apidae.